UAAAGCUUUCAGAUGAUUAAAAAGUGAAGUUGGAAAGAAGGAAUUAAAAAAUAAAUUAAGGAUAAAUUAAUAAGUUCCGAGUGCAAUAUGAGCGUCGUUCAGAAGCAAAUAAACGUUUCGGAUGAAAUAGAUAAUGUUUGUGAAGAUUUAGAGCUUAAAUUAAAGAAUACAAUAACACCUGACGAUGUUCUUAAGCUAGCAAAAAUUACUGAUGGAUUUUUGUGCUCCAACACGAACGAAUAUCAAAUUGAAUUUACGAGAUUUAAGAUACGUGAUUUAGAAACGGAUACUGUGCUGUUUGAUAUCAGUAAAGAUCCAAAUGUAUCCGAGAAUAAUGAUACAACGGAUGAUAAUAAGCAAGAAACAACAGAAGAUUCAGGCCGAUUUGUUCGAUAUCUAUUCUCAUCGUCAUUCCUUAAAUUAAAGCAUGUUGGGGCAACGGUGGAAUUUCAAGUAGGCAGCAAGGACGUGAAAAACUUUCGAAUGAUUGAGCGACACUUCUUUAAGGAUCGCGUUCUUAAAACAUUUGACUUUAAUUUUGGAUAUUGUAUACCGAAUUCAAGGAAUACAUGCGAACACAUUUACGAAUUUCCAAAAUUACCGCAAGAUCUUAUUGACCAAAUGAUUGCGAAUCCAUUUGAAACGAGGAGUGACUCAUUCUAUUUUGUUGAUAAUAAACUUGUUUUGCACAACAAAGCUGACUAUUCUUACAAUGGUUAAAUCGUAUCAAGCGUCAAUUGCUGUCUGAUGAAAUGGAAAAAUAUCUUUUAUCAUUCCUCUAUUGAGCAUUAUUACUAUUAUAAGAUGAAACGUGUUGAAAAUUAGAUAUCAUCGAUUGUCGAUGACUGU
Messenger RNA from Chironomus riparius, 849 nucleotides. The record is from the annotation of a GenBank genome assembly. Lineage: Eukaryota; Metazoa; Arthropoda; Insecta; Diptera; Chironomidae.